CACCAGCUCCAGCGGACCUAGUGCAAACACGUCUCCAGCUUCCAACAAGCGGAGACGCCCAUCUGGCGUGAAGAUGGAGGAGGACGGCUCCCAGGCACCUACCCCGGGUGGUCCUCAGGUCAAUGGAGUUCAGAACAAGGGCAAGCCGCCUACGCCGCGGAUGGCAAAGAGAAUGAAGGGCAACCCGGCGUAAGCUGGAAGGGUGUCUUUUGGACAUUCAGGUUAUGCUCUAAUACGAGUCUGGCUAUGCAGGCUCAGUAAUGCCUUUUUUUAUGUCAUCAUUAUGCAGCAUGGCGGCGUCUUAGUGCUUGGCUUUCUGGCUCUGGGAUCUCAGGGCUGUUCAUAUGCGGGUGUUUGGCAAGCAUCUUGGACGUUCGGUGUUGGCUGGAAGCUCAAUCCACCACAUAUCCUAUGUCGAUCUCGUUUGGCCCCUAGGUCCCUAUUCACUCUCGACCAAGCCCACCAAGAAGGGCAGGCAAGUUCCUGCACAACCUUGGGACGAGACUUCACCAACUGUCUGCAGCGCAAGUGGUGGUGCCUCGGGUCGAAGGAGGCCUCUGAGCCCCUCCACACGGUGCAACGGUGCAACUGUGCAACGCUUGUCCAUAUUCCUCCCUCCCUACCUGUACGAUAUCACGCUCGGCUACUGUCUAGCUCGGGCUCACUGUUUCAUGUUAUUUAUCCCUCGAACCGCCUCGUAUUGUCUGAUUUGCCCGUCGGGGUCUCGAUCACGUCUCCAAGCUACUUUUUCCUUUUUUGUUGUUGGCGAGGAAUGAGUUGGGGGAAAGAUGGGUUUCCAAAAAAAAAAAGAAGUUUUGUGGAUUUUUUUUCCUGGCGGAAAGCUUUUUUUGUUUUAUCCUACGGCGGCGGAGGGUGGUGUUUUGUCGGCGUAGUCGUUGCUGUCGCUUCUAUUUUCCUCCAUCUUACAAAUACCUAGUCUCUCAUCGGAAAGGAAAUAUGCAUACCCAGAUUCUUGACAGGGCGUUGCCUUUUGAUGUGAUGUUGGUUGGUAUGUUUGAGUCACUUGGACCUAUCCAGGUCAGGAUAAGGUAUCCGGUGACUGCGAUCGAUGCUAUGCGAACCGCCUGCUUUUUACCAUGACAGCCUUGGGAAUUCAUUUUUAUUCA
Molecule: messenger RNA, 1127 nt
Organism: Colletotrichum acutatum
Lineage: Eukaryota; Fungi; Ascomycota; Sordariomycetes; Glomerellales; Glomerellaceae
Exons: 2
Coding region: 284-937 (217 amino acids)
Source: RefSeq, a predicted model, not a curated record